Messenger RNA from Andrographis paniculata, 2001 nucleotides. RefSeq names its product mitogen-activated protein kinase 4. The transcript has 6 exons. Gene Ontology annotation, cellular component: cytoplasm; nucleus. Gene Ontology annotation, biological process: protein phosphorylation; intracellular signal transduction. The record is from RefSeq and is a predicted model, not a curated record. Gene Ontology annotation, molecular function: ATP binding; MAP kinase activity. NCBI's taxonomy places the organism in Eukaryota, Viridiplantae, Streptophyta, Magnoliopsida, Lamiales, Acanthaceae. Bases 627 to 1772 code for a protein of 381 amino acids.
GAGUUGUAGUUGGAAAACAAAUUAAGGCAGCCAAUUCUGACUGAUGGGAAUGGCUUAAAAAUUAGAACAGAAAGCUCCAGGUAUGCUUUUCUUGGACUAAUUUUUAAUAUUGAUACAUUACAAAAAGCAUUUGAAAUGUAGGAGAAAGAAAAGGAAAGAAAGGGCUUCUAAUGAGGAGAUUAUAUGUCAGCUAAAAAAGGAAAAGCCUAGAAUAUGCAUAAUAUAUUUAUAUACAUUAAAAUUCAGAGCAGCCUUAUUAAUUUGUUCUUUCUUCAAAGAGCAAACCUCUUACCAGGUGUAUGGUUGCAGAUUCAUGGAUUCACUAAAGUCUAUUUUCUUCACGGGUAAUCUUGAGUCAUUCCAGUUCAAAAGUUCUCACGCAAAAUCUAUUUUCUCUCCAGAAAUUGAGAGAAAGAAGCCCAGAAAAGAUAAAGAGAAAUUUGAUAAAGGCAAUUACUCACCACCCCAUCACAGAAGGCAGAGAGGGGCAAUAAAUAACAGAGUUCACAUUUUGCUAUCAGCCACCUAAUACUCACCCAAACAUAUCCAAGAACUUGAUCAAAGAUUCAUUCUUCAAGCUGGGUUCUCCGGAAAAAUUUCACCUUCGUAUUUUCUGUUCUUGACUUAUGAAGGUGUGUUUAGCUAUGUCCGCAGAAUCAAGCUCUGGUUCAGGUGAUCAUGGGGGACACAUCAAAGGGGUUCCUACUCAUGGCGGAAGAUAUGUUCAGUACAAUGUGUAUGGAAAUCUCUUUGAAGUUUCAAGAAAGUAUGUCCCCCUCAGACCCGUAGGCCGUGGAGCUUCUGGCAUUGUUUGUGCUGCUGUGAACUCCGAGACACGGGAAGAAGUGGCAAUUAAGAAGAUUGGCAAUGCAUUUGACAAUAUAAUUGAUGCAAAGCGGACACUUCGGGAAAUUAAACUCCUGCGCCACAUGAAUCAUGAUAAUGUGAUUGCAAUAAAAGACAUCAUACGACCUCCCCAAAAAGAAAAUUUCAAUGAUGUCUACAUUGUCUAUGAACUCAUGGACACCGAUCUUCAUCAGAUUAUUCGGUCCAACCAACCACUGACCAAUGACCAUUGUCGGUACUUCCUUUACCAAGUCCUACGUGGACUUAAGUAUGUCCACUCCGCCAAUGUCUUGCACCGUGAUCUGAAACCAAGCAAUUUGCUUAUUAAUGCUAAUUGUGACCUGAAAAUCGGAGACUUUGGGCUGGCAAGGACAACAUCUGAGACUGAUUUUAUGACUGAGUAUGUUGUUACUCGUUGGUAUCGGGCCCCAGAACUUCUCUUGAAUUGUUCGGAAUACACUGCUGCAAUCGAUAUCUGGCCUGUAGGUUGCAUAUUUGGUGAGAUCUUAACAAGAAGGCCUCUAUUUCCUGGCAAAGAUUAUGUUCAUCAGCUGAGGCUGAUCACUGAGCUCAUAGGGUCCCCGGAUGAUGCCAGUCUUGGGUUUCUAAGAAGUAACAAUGCUCGGAGAUACGUUAGGCAGCUCCCCCAAUACCCGAGGCAGCAGUUCUCUGCCAGAUUUCCAAACACCUCCCCUGGAGCUCUGGAUUUACUAGAGAAAAUGCUUGUUUUCGACCCUAGCAGGCGUAUCACUGUUGAUGAGGCUCUCUGCCACCCCUACUUGGCGCCGCUUCACAACAUCAACGAGGAGCCGGUCUGUCCCCAGCCUUUUGUGGUGGAUUUUGAGCAGCAAUCUCUUACUGAGGAGAAUAUCAAGGAGCUUAUCUGGAGGGAAUCGGUAAAAUUCAAUCCAGACCCAACUCACUGAGGGCUGUGUUUGUGUUUGUGUAACUUAUGUGCCUAUACUCUCUUGACUCACACACGUAAAAGUUCUGUCAUGCCAUUCCAUGGAAAUGAGAAAUAAUUUGUAGCAGAGCUUUAUAGUUAUCAGUGAUAUGCAGCAGCAAUAUUGUUCUUAGGCUUUGUAUCUGCUCUUCAUUUGACUGACUGUUAAGGUUUUAUAUGGACAUGCAUGGCUGUGGCUGUCUUUCUAUUUC